Molecule: messenger RNA, 2265 nt
Organism: Echinococcus granulosus
Lineage: Eukaryota; Metazoa; Platyhelminthes; Cestoda; Cyclophyllidea; Taeniidae
Product: Anaphase-promoting complex subunit 4
Exons: 20
Coding region: 1-2265 (754 amino acids)
Biological process (GO): anaphase-promoting complex-dependent catabolic process; protein K11-linked ubiquitination; positive regulation of mitotic metaphase/anaphase transition
Cellular component (GO): anaphase-promoting complex; nuclear periphery
Molecular function (GO): protein binding
Source: RefSeq, a predicted model, not a curated record
AUGCCGCCAGAGUACACGACAACAGUCUAUGAAGAGAAACCUAUUGCAAAGGGCAAAGUCAGUAUAGCAUCGUGGUCACCCAAAAUGGACAUUAUUGCUAUCGGGUCACCCAGUGGAAUUGUCUCUUUACACCGGUAUAAGAUGGGCAUAAAUUGGGAGGUCCACUCCUCUGAUUCUGGUGGCGUGACGUACUUAGCCUGGCGACCCGACGGGAAAGUCCUCUCUGUCGCCUAUGAAUGCGGACGCCUAAAGUUCUUGAAUCUCCUCGACGGUAGCGUUCUGCAUUCUAUGGAGUUCGGCACAGCCGUGAUUCGCCACUUGACCUGGGUGUCGUGUGAACACAAUGUCACCACAAAGCAAACCAUCUUUCCCCCUUUUGAGUCACUCUCCAUCUUUACAGAUGAUCUCUUUUCGAACCGUCAAGAAGUGUCGCAGCUGUCUAAACCGUGGCUUGAUCCUGACUCAAAGCCCUCUGUUCUAAUUGUCCACUUUGCGGACAAUACAGUGCGAUUCUAUGGGUGCGGGUUCUAUGAGCUAGCUUCGCUAAAAUUACCUGUUGAUUGCAGGUCUUACGAAUGCAUUAUGGCACAAGAUUUCGCUUCCUUCGGCUACUUCAGUCUCACACAUCAAGGUGUCCUGACUCUCAAUAAGAUUCCCUCGCGUGCUCUUGGCGAACGCUGCCUACCCAUGCGAAAUAUUUCAUUCCACAUAGCAGCUCUUCUUCAUUGCAAGCAGCUGUUGGAGUGGAGCCUAAAACAACUCAGGAACGCAUGGGAGAAUACACUCCUGGAAUUGGACACAAAAUUGACAUCUUAUUCACGUGAGCGGCUUCGGAGUUCUUCGACCUGGUCCCUUCGCAACGAGCUGCUGGAAAUCAUUCUCUUCGGUCAUGUGUCACCCCAGUUGCGGGAGUUUUUCCAGCGUGAUUGGACUCCAGUGGCCAUCCGAAGAGCUGGAAUCGCCAUGUUUAAGGCCUAUGGCAGUAUGAAGGCUAUUACUUUUCAACAGUUGCAAUAUGGAUUGAUGCGUCUAAUUUGCGAGGCAAGUGAAUUGUUGGGAUGCGUUCGCGACCGUCAGAUUUGUGAAUGCUUUGGACUUACAGAGAAGGUGGUGGUUGACCUCAUUCGAACUGCCGGAAGCACACUUCAGAAAACCCUGGAUCUGCAUCUAAUCGUCAACCACUGCAGUCAAUAUCUGCGUCCAUUUUUCCAAUGGUUCUAUGGAGUCGCCCUGUCAAGUACCAAAGAGACAUCAGAAAAAGCUGACAUCAAAGUGUCACCCACAGAACGCAAUUUGAUAAUCACUUUUGUCUCAGAACGCCUCAGACCCUUCUUUGUGGACGGUCAAUUGAAGAGCUAUCAAAUCGAACUCGUUGAACAGUACAUUCGAACGGGCGGCACCACAAAACCUGUCGAUGAACUGCUGGGCAUUCAAACCACCAGUGAAAAUUACAAACGGGCGAAGUUGAAGGAUAUCAUCCCGCUUCCGACGGAUUUCGAAACAAAAUAUUUUCCUGAGGGCAUUUUUGUCACGACCAACGCGUCUUUAGCCGACCUCAUUGAAGUACAAUUGGCAGGACGCAUCGACAAACUGGCCGCCUUCGGAGGGGAGCAAUCCUCACCCAGCGAAUUGUUCAGUGAGCCGGAAAGACCAGUUCCCCUAAUGGCGAAUGUCAACGAUAUCUCUCGACUUCACAUCUGUCACUUCUCCUGUCUCAUGACGUCUCCUCAAAAGGCUCCGACCGUCCCCUUGCUAGGCCUCCAGGCACUCACUGGAACAGUUGAUCGAAUCGCAUAUGUGAAACCACGGGACGAAGGCGCAGUCGAUGUUUACGACGCUAUUCUCGUUUUCUCUUCUGACCCUGUCGAACCCUACCAAAUUGUGGAUUUGAAAUUCAUUGAAAUAAAUACUCUUGUGGCCCUGAUUUACCGUGAGGCGGACGCCUCAUCGACAGAGACCCUUCAGUGGUUCAUCUUCAUCCCCCUGGAACAGGGGCUCAGCGGUGCUCCUGAACUGGCCACAUUAUCCAUUUUGCUGGCGUCCUCUAAUCUCACCGAUGUGCUGCUCAGAAAUCCGCUGCCGAUGUCCAAACUGGUCACGGAGCCACUGCAAGUUCACUCCUUACCCCGAAAGCCCUCUUGGUUUGCUGUCAAUGACGAAAGACGAACCAUCUUUGUGAUGUUUGACUCCAUUUGCCGUGUGUAUAUUAUGGAACGCGUCACAACCGGCGAGGAAGAAGGGGAAGAUGUGGAUGAAAGUCUCUAG